Molecule: messenger RNA, 1210 nt
Organism: Penicillium subrubescens
Lineage: Eukaryota; Fungi; Ascomycota; Eurotiomycetes; Eurotiales; Aspergillaceae
Product: RNA-binding protein
Exons: 3
Coding region: 73-1056 (327 amino acids)
Molecular function (GO): RNA binding
Source: RefSeq, a predicted model, not a curated record
GAGGGUGCAAGAUUGAUCAAGUAUAGGUCGGAGACUGACAAUCCCAGAUAAAUACUUCAGACAGUAUACGCAAUGGCCGACACCGAGAUCGUCAGACCGGAGGAGCAGAGUGUGUCUAGUUCAGUCCACAGGAAUAGUCACAGAACAAUUGCUAACAAAUCAUCAUUGCUAGAAGCUCCUCAGUCUCCCUACCAGAAUGUCCGCACCAAUGGCCGUGCCUUCAACUCUCCCAAUUGGCGAAUGAAGAGCGAGACCAGCAGCCCGCAGGCCUCGCCCCCCUCGACACGCACCAACACAUCUCGGACGGCCUUUGCACGACCCGGACCCCACGUACCCCAGGCCAUUUCCGAGGGCCGCCGGUUGUACGUGGGCAACAUGCCCUACACGGCCAAGACGGAGGAUGUGGAGGCGCUUUUCACGGCGGCUGAGUUCCCUAUCGAGCGCAUCGACAUUGCCAUUGACCCAUUUACCGGCCGGAACCCCUCGUACUGCUUCGUCGAUCUGCAGACCAAGGAGCAUGCGGAGCGGGCAAUGGUCGAGUUGGACGGCCACGAUAUGCUGGGCCGCCCGAUCAAGAUCAAGCCUGGAGUGGCCAAGUCUGCCGAGCGUGCUGCUGAGCAGACCCGGACACCGUUUGCCAGCCCCAUGAGCCGCUGGCGUCCUUCGGAGGGCAGCACUACCAGCAGCACCACUAGCUUCGCCAAGGUCAACAACAAUGAUUCUAGCCAGCGGGUGUAUGUGGGAGGUUUGCCUCGCUUGACGGAGCCCGAAAGCGUGCAGAGCAAUAUGAGAACUUUUUUCCAGGGAUACAAUGUUGAGAAUGUUAGCAAGGUGUUCACCCCACACCCCGCAAAGCGAUUUGAGCCCGGUGACCACUACUAUCUGUUUGUGGACUUUAGCAGUGUUGAGGAGGCCCAGCGGGCCAUGGACACUCUCAAUGGGCAGCAAGGCCCCUGGGGAGGCCCGCUGCGUAUCCAGCGAGCCCGUGGCACGACCAACAACAAUAAGCCCGAGGGUACCUCGUCCCCGGCGGAUGGUGAACAAACUCCGCUAUAGAGGGGCAGAAAUGCAGCAUUAUAGAAGGGGGUAUUUUAGAUGGGAAUUGGAGUUUAUGAUAUAAAAAGGGCCAUUGAUACAAAUAGAUAUGAAAUAGGUUGAGACGGAAAAAUAAUAUCAUAGACUACUAUCAUACUAUCAUGCUAUCCAUCCC